Molecule: messenger RNA, 1589 nt
Organism: Danaus plexippus (monarch butterfly)
Lineage: Eukaryota; Metazoa; Arthropoda; Insecta; Lepidoptera; Nymphalidae
Product: polyglutamylase complex subunit TTLL1-like
Exons: 1
Coding region: 98-1339 (413 amino acids)
Biological process (GO): protein polyglutamylation; microtubule cytoskeleton organization
Cellular component (GO): cilium
Molecular function (GO): tubulin-glutamic acid ligase activity; tubulin binding
Source: RefSeq, a predicted model, not a curated record
UUUUUGACACUGAAACUACCAACAUUUUUAUUUUAUUUUUCUUUAUAUUUUGUAGUUUUAUUUUUAGUUAUUUUCUUUUGGGAUAUCUAUAAAUAAAAUGGAUAAAGGCCGUGUUACAUAUUGUACGGAUUUAGAAAAAUCUGUAAUAAUAACAAACUUUGAACGUAGAGGUUGGAUUCAAGUGGGAUCGGAGGAGGAGUGGAAUUUUUACUGGUCAUUCACACAAAACUGUCGCAAUAUUUUCAGUAUUGAAAGUGGGUAUAGAAUGAACGAUAACCAAAUUAUAAAUCACUUUCCCAAUCACUACGAGCUAUCUCGUAAGGACUUACUGGUAAAAAACAUAAAAAGGUACCGUAAGGAACUCGAACGAGAAGGUAAUCCGUUAGCGGAGAAAAAGGAAGUGACGUUAGCGAAUGGGCAAACUGUAACACGCUAUAUACACUUGGAUUUUAUCCCCGUCACUUACGUGCUGCCGGCCGAUUACAAUAUGUUUGUUGAAGAAUAUCGCAAAUCCCCGCAAAGCACUUGGAUCAUGAAACCAUGCGGAAAAUCUCAAGGAGCUGGGAUUUUCCUAAUAAAUAAACUUUCCAAGUUAAAGAAAUGGUCUCGAGAAGCGAAAACACCCUUACACCCUCAACUGGGUAGUAAAGAAAGUUAUGUAAUAUCACGCUAUAUUGACAACCCUUUGUUGAUCGGUGGGAAGAAGUUUGAUCUCAGAUUAUAUGUCUUAAUAACUUCGUUUAGACCUUUAAAAGCAUAUUUAUUCCAACAUGGAUUUUGCAGAUUCUGUACGGUGAAGUAUGACACUAGUGUAACGGAGUUGGACAAUAUGUACGUUCACUUGACAAAUGUAAGUGUCCAAAAACACGGAGGUGACUACAAUAGUUUGCAUGGUGGUAAAAUGAGUAUUCAAAAUUUCCGUCUUUAUUUAGAAGGCACUCGAGGACGUUCAGUCACCGAUAAACUGUUCGCUGAUAUGCAGUGGCUAAUAGUCCAUUCACUGAAAGCGGUUGCACCAGUAAUGGCGAAUGAUCGUCAUUGCUUUGAGUGUUACGGUUAUGACAUUAUCAUAGAUAAUGCACUCAAGCCCUGGCUAGUAGAGGUAAAUGCAUCACCCUCCCUACAAUCAACAACUCAUAGCGAUAGAAUAUUGAAAUACAAAUUGAUAGAUAACAUUGUAUCCGUCGUGGUACCCCCGGGAGGAAUUCCCGACGCCAGGUGGAAUAAAAUUCCAACCCCAGAAGCUUUAGGUGAUUUCGAUGUUUUGAUUGAUGAGGAGCUCAUGGAAAAAGAGGAUUCUGCUCCUCGAAAUAGUAAAAGUAACCGAUCCAAGCCUUAAUAUAAAAAGACUUAAAAUGUGGCCAAAAGAUUAUUACAAGUUUUACAAUAAGGAUGUCUCUUGUCUCCCUGAAGUUAUCAUUGUUUUUAGAUUUUUUCCUUUUUUAAAUUUUAACUUCUAUUUCUUUAUAUUCUCAAAAACCUGAAAAAAAAACAGUUUGUUUUAUUUUAUAAAAUCAUUCAUGUUUCAUAUGACACUAAUUGUAAAAACAUUUUUAUUUUUAUUUUUAAUGAAGCUUUUAUAGAAAUUG